CCAAACCAAACCAAACCAAACCAAACCAAACCAAACCAAACCAAACCAAACCAAACCAAACCAAACCAAACCUCACCCCCCCAAAAAAAAGAAAGAAAAAAGAAAAGAAAGAAAACAAAACUGACCAUCCUUUACUUCCCAACAGCUAUCUCUUAGUGGCAACAUCUACACGUAUGUUUCCGGCCACGCGCACGGUGCCUUCGCGGCGGCCCGUUGUGUUCUGGACCUCAAUCGAUUCCCAACGAUCUGAGGCCCAGCACUGGACGCUGUCAGGAGGCGACCACCAGCCCAGGAGGUCUUCAACAUCUCUGUUCAUCAGGUCCAAAAUGGAAGUCAUUCGGGCUUGGUUUGGGCGAGCCGGUGUAGGUGCUUGGCGAUCAAGGCGGCAAGUUGUUUGGGCAGCUUGUGUGUUGGUUACUGUAGGCAUUGUGUAUCUCCAGUAUGCGCCCGGGGACUCGCUCGAUCAGCCGGCUGCACCCCGACACAGAGCCCUGAAUACACUGUACUCCUCCCAUGAGAGAGAUGGCCAUGGACAACAGCAGUCCGAGGGUGGACAUAUUCAGCAUGUGAAGUUUGUAACAGGGAGUGAUACCCAGCAACACGGCGAUUGGCAGAGAAGACAUGAUGAUCAGGAUAAUCAGAAUGGCCGUCAACAUGACGACUGGAACAGCCAAAAUGAAAAUGCCAUUCAAGAAGAAGCCUUGCCUCCUGAUCCGGCACAACAGCAGCAUCAGCAUGCUGUUGAAGUCUUGCAAAAACGAGUGGCAGAACGCAAGGCUCAGGAGCAGCAGCAGCAGGUGAACCCCCCAGGAGAUCUGCUUCCUCCUCAACAAGAUCUGGGUGUUGGUGAUGGGAAUUGGGCUGGAGCGCAGUACCGUUACAAUCCCUAUGGCGAACCUGUGUAUGGUCGUACAGACAGGCCUAAUUAUAUACCAGCACACCGUGUAGUGCAUUUUGACUUGAAAGGAGCACCACCAAAGAUGUCGGCUCUUUUGCAGCUGAUCCCAUGGCUGGCUGGGCAAGGAGCUACUGCAGUUCUUCUGGAGUAUGAAGAUAUGUUCCCCUGGAAAGGUCGUCUUGCUACGAUUGCCGCAAAGAACCAUUAUUCAAGAAAACAGAUUGCUAACCUGGUCGCAGCUUGUCGCAAUCAUGGAUUAGAAGUGAUUCCACUUGUUCAGACCUUUGGCCAUCUGGAAUUUGCUUUGAAGCACGAAAAGUUUUCUCAUCUACGAGAAGUUCCUGAGCUGCCCCAAGCCCUUUGUCCAUCACUCAAUGAGUCAAUGUGGUUGGUGCGAUCCAUGAUAGACCAGGUUAUGGCCCUGCACUCUGGUGCUCGUUUCUUGCAUAUUGGCUGUGAUGAAGUGUUCCAGAUGGGAGAAUGUGAGAGAUGCCGACUUGUGUUACGAGAAACCUUAUUUUUGCAGCACACUGAAGCUGUUGCAAAAUAUGUCCGAAAUAAGUACGGAGCUGUUCCUCUUGUUUGGGACGAUAUGUUACGCCAUGUUUCAGAAUCAGCUAUGCAGGAGGUGCACCUCGGAGAUCUUGUUGAACCAAUGGUUUGGGUCUAUGCUGAAGAUGUUUACAGGUUUGUCCAGCCUUCAGUGUGGAGCAAAUAUGGUCAGAUUUUCCCUCGUGUUUGGGCAGCAUCAGCAUUUAAAGGUGCAUUUGGUGAACAGCUAACAGUACCAAAUGUAAGGAGACACUUGGAUAACAAUCUCAAUUGGCUUGAUGUAAUGGCCACUGAAGACCGAAAAUUCACUGGUGGUUUCCGUGGAAUAGUCCUGACCGGGUGGCAGCGAUAUGAUCAUUUUGCUGUACUUUGUGAACUGCUUCCUGCUGCCCUGCCAUCACUCUCAGUGAAUCUGAUUGCAACAUCACAUGGUUUCUUCAAUGCUUCUGUUCAGGGACAAUUGUAUCAGGCCCUAAACUGCAUGCAGACUCCAAAAUACCAGUCUUGGCUUAACCUUGAUGCUGACCCAUAUCUCUGGGACAAGUUUUCCUGGUGCUUCUUCCCUGGUGCACAGGUGUUCAAGGUUACAGCCCGUUUAGAUGCUACCAAACGUGAUGUUGAUGCCUAUAUUGAGCGAGUAACCAAGAGUCGUGGAUGGAUCACAGAUUACAACCGGCGUCAUAACUUCUCCUCUCCAAUGCGAGUGGAUGAAGACCUGGAGGAACUCCCGGCAAGAGUCCAUGCUGUAACUCUCCUCAUGAAGACAGCUCGAGAAGCUUUAUCUGAGUGGUUUGAUGACUGGACAGUUGGUGAGUGGCUGGAGGAACGUGUAUGGCCCCUUCUGCACAGUCUCCACAAACUGCAGCGUGAAGCAGAGAGCAUGAAGGCCGUGCGAUACUGGCCAGCCAGACCCCUGCCCCUCCUUCCAGAGCUUGCCGCAUAUGGAGUCUCUCAACCUAGCAGUAUUUCUGAUAAUGCAUUGGAUACAGACACUGGAGGAGGAGGAACAUGAAUGCAUAGCAAGUUAGCAGCAUUCACAUGGCUAAGAGAGCCAUAUCCUUCAUAGUGGAGGACUAGGAUGUUCUUUGUUUGGUGGAAAUCAAGUUGUGAAAUUUACGUAUUUAUUUUAAAUAUUAGGUGAAACAUGUCAUUAUGAGUAUUUUUAAAAGAAAGUGAAUCAGCAUAUUGAGAAUGUGUGUUCAUAACUAAGUCAUAAUAUAGUAAUUCUUAUGGAAUGAAGAAAUGUGCUGUCACCCUUGUAGAUAUAUUAGUCAUCAUCCAGGAAAAGACUAAAGAUUUUGUUCAGAGAUAUGAUCAUUGCCCCUGUCACUCUAAUUGUCAGAAAAAAGAUGGUUACUUAGUCCUUUUUGAAUGAUACAGAACUGAAGUCUAAACCUUUCUGUAAUCUUGCACUAUUUAAGGAAAAACAUUGGAUGGGUUUCUUACAAAGUUUCUUGCUUCACAUUGGUCUGAAGGCAUUCUGGAAAGGCUUUCACUAUGAUUUAUGGCUUUGGAUUACUUGUUAAUGAAAGAUUUAUCAGUUGAAAUUGCUUAAGAAGUAAUCUGGAGAGGAAUCUUUGUAAAAGUCACUGAACCAAGUGCUGCCAGCUGAUCUGAAUUAUGAAGUCUUUAUGAAGGUUGCUCACCAAGAUCUGCGUUCAGUUUCUGACUUAAUCCUUACCAUAUUCUACAGUUAGUUCCUACACCUUGACAGUACUUUGACUGAACAUGUUUAUAAGGGUAAUAGCUCUUAGAUAAAGUUCUAAUUGGGCAGUAUUGGGGAUGGAUCCUGGGCUAAAGUAAAUGUUGUGCAGUAGAGCAUGUGGCCUCAGGUAGAAGUGUAGAGAAUCUUGGAAUGUAUAAGUUAAGUGAAGAGAACUGUAGCCUUAGAUAUUCUCACAAGAGGAUUUAAUUAUAUUUUUAUAAUGAAAGGUUGUAUAAUGCAUUGUAAUUUCAAUACUUAAUUAACUUACCCCUCUAGCCAUUGUUUCCAAGCGAGAGUUGAAUGUUGUUGGAACAAUUCAGUGAACAUGUGAUUAAUACAAGAUAUAUGAACAGGCUAUAUACACACUUGGAUCAUGGUUAGAGCUGACUGAAUCUUUUGUGACCCAGGAUCUGUCCCUGAUUGUGUAGACAUUUGCUCAAAUGUGGCAAUCAUCCUUCAACUACCAGACGAAAUACAAUCGUCAUAGCAAUCAUUCCUGGUGUCAUUCUACAUGACAAAACCUUUUUUUUCCCCUCAAUAGAUUAUUUUAUUUGACCCCAUGACCAUAGUGAACAAAAAAAUUGAUAAUGUUAAAGUUGUGAGUAACAUCCUUCGUAAUUAACUUGUUUUUCAUUUUCUUUUUUUUUUCUUUUUUUUUUCUUUUAGAGAGAGAGAGAGGAUGGUAUCAACAAAAUGACAUGUAAAUACCUCACAGAUGCAUUUGAUGACAGUUGAUUAUCCUGUAUCAGGAUGUAUGACUGGCUUUGAACUGAAUUAACGUAUCCCAUACUUCACGUGACUUUGUUGUAUUAGAAAAAGAAAAUAAUUUAUCCUGUGAUCAUUACCCAUCGUAUAGACUUUUCUUCUCAGUAUUUUAAACCAUUGAAGAUCUUUCUUUGCUAACAUAUUUUUGCCGAGCUUUUCUAACUAAAACCUUUUUUUUUCUAGCUAUAACCACCAACAAUGAUAUAUUUAUGAAGAAGUUUGCUCUUACUGCAAGUUGUCAUUCUUUAUCACUGGCACUCCUUUCCCUUAUAUAAAAAGAAAUUUCCUGUUAUACUGCAACAAUAGGAUUUGUAGUUUCCAUUACCUUUACUCUAAUAAUCUUUAUAUCAAGAAAAAAAAAAUUAAGGACAUUCUUCACCUUUUUAAACUGUCAUGCAUUUUCUUAUUAUAUUUUACAAUGCUUUAUAUCACAAGAGUUGAUGACUGAUAAUGUUUCAAAACAACUGUUCUCUGGUAUUCGAACUCUGUCAGACUCAAACACUGGGUUUAUUCAGCAACUCUGUAAACUUGACAGAAUUGGAGUCCAUGUGUUAACUAACAGUGAAUUCUCUCUGGUAGUAGUGUAUCAGAUGUAACAAAACCUUGGUGUUCUUCACCUGUGUAUUACUUGGUUUAUCAUAUACUGACAAACAGGAAAGUCCAGUCUCGUGCAAGAAUCCACAAAUUACAGUGUAGCUGAGACUGCAAGGGAAAUAACUGCAUAAUUUCUAGGCCGGCUUUAUUAUAUUACUCUAGAGGUGCCGUGUAUCACUUUUAAUGUAUGUAAGACCGUUUGUAAAAACUACUGAAGAAGAAGCUGGUCAGGAAAUUUUGGAAAGUUGUGUGUUCUGUAAUCCCAUGUUUUAUUGAUUGCUUGUGAUAUGUGUGUAUUAGAAUUUUGAAAUUAAGAGAAUAAUCUAGUAAUUUCUGUAUCUUAAUUUAUGGUAAAACUAUAAGAGAUAUGUGAAUAUCUUGUAGAUAUUCUAUGAAUAUCUUGGUCCUUUUUCACACAGCUGUUACGCAGCAUAGAGAACUAUAGUAACAUUUUGUUUUUACUGUUUUGUUAUUUUUCUCUCUCUCUUUUUCAGCCGCCAUAAAUGUUUUGGGCUUAAAGCUCAAGAGAGAAGUAGAAUGAGAAAACGUAUGAUGAUGAUUUAGGGCAGUGUUUUCUGUAGAGAUUUACAGUAAAAGGUAUUCAAGUAAUGAGAAUGCGUAGACCAUCACUUUGAUUUCAUAUGUUUAGGGAUUUGUAUGCUGCUCUCUCUGGAAGGCAGAUUUGAUCAUGCACUUAGUUGGUAAUGCAAAUAAAUUCACAGUAAUUACAAGCAUUUCUUUUAGCAAUUUUUUUUUUUAUCUUCUUCUGAUUUAAACUAUGGUUAUGCUUAUAUUUAUGGUGGAGAGUCAGUUUCAGUUCUGUAAACAACCUGCUAUGUAACAGUUUGUAACAUACUUUCAUGGCAUAUAUUAUAGACAAACAAUGAACAAAGAUUAUAAAGGACAAAAAAGAAAAAAAGGUAUACAUCUUGGCCAUCUAUCAACUGUCUGUCUCUUUCAUGGGAAGGAUUAUCAUGUCCAUUUUACAUGUCCAUUGAAGGGUAUGGGAAAACCUGGAAGAAAAUGACUUCAGUUUAUUAAAGAAUGAAAAUAAUUGUAUUUGUUAGUGUUGCUUACAAAGAAAAAAAUAAAACUGAAUAAAAAUGCUUAUAUAGAUAUCAAUAAAGUGCAAUUUAUUACAGCUUUCACCACAACCAAGCUAAAUGCCAUGAAAGUAGCAGAAGCUAGUCAUUGACAAAGGGAAAAUUCUGAAAGAUGAGCAAAGAAGCUUGAUUCAUUUCUUACAUGGUUGUGCCAGAAUCUUACUGACUGACUGCUGUAAGUUCUUAAGACUGUAUCCUGGUGCCUGAGCAGACAUACAGGAAUGAAUGAUUUAUUUUUGUAUUAUUUAUAUUUUCAUAAGCUUUAUUGCAGUUUGCAGUAUACAUAUAUAUAGUUUUAUUUUGGGUUAAAUAUUACCAUGAGUUUCCUAUAUCUUUAGUCUUAUUUACAAUCUGUACAGCCAUUCUCACUGUAAAUAAAGUAUAUAGUAUAAAA
Messenger RNA from Penaeus indicus, 6011 nucleotides. Its product is annotated as hexosaminidase D-like. Gene Ontology annotation, molecular function: hexosaminidase activity. The coding region runs from base 174 to 2462 and encodes 762 amino acids. The transcript has 2 exons. NCBI's taxonomy places the organism in Eukaryota, Metazoa, Arthropoda, Malacostraca, Decapoda, Penaeidae. The record is from RefSeq and is a predicted model, not a curated record. Gene Ontology annotation, biological process: carbohydrate metabolic process.